CUUGAAGGACACACUGACAUAGUGUAUUCGGUUGCUUUCUCGCCGGACGGGAUGUAUAACAUUGUCUCUGGUUCCGUUGACAAGACUAUUCGAAUCUGGGACGUGGAGAAUGGUCAGACCAUCUGUGAGCCCCUUGUCGGACACACAAACUACGUCUUGUCAGUCGCUUUCUCUUAUGACGGCGCACGCAUUGUCUCAGGCUCUGCAGACAAGACCAUACAAAUCUGGGACGCAACGAGUGGGCAGUGUAUUUCCCGGCCUUUCAAAGGCCAUACAAGUGGAGUAGCUUCUGUUGCUUUUUCACAAGAUAAGAAACGCAUCGUCUCCGGUUCUGAUGACAGGACAGUUCGAAUCUGGAAUGUAGAAAGUGGACAGGUCAUUUCUGGGCCUUUCGAGGGACAUACUGACUGGGUUCGAUCCGUCGCAUUCUCUCCUGACGGUAGCCGCGUCGUCUCAGGCUCCGACGACAACACGAUCCGAAUCUGGGACGCCGAAAGUCUACAAGGCGUUUCUGGGAGUUUUGAAGGGCAUGCAGAUGGAAUAAAUUCUAUUGCUUUCUCUCCUGAUGGGUGUCGCGUCGCCUCUGGCGCACACGACAAUACGAUUCGCAUCUGGGAUGCUGAAAGUGGGCGCGCUAUCUCUGGACCUUGCGAAGGGCACUCAAAGAGUAUCCUGUCCGUCGCCUUCUCUCCAGAUGGAAGACAUGUUGCCUCGGGUUCAGGCGAUGAAACGAUCCGAUCAGCCGUUUUCUCUCCCGACCGAACGCGUGUUGUUUCAGGCUCCAAUGAUAGGAAAAUCCGAGUUUGGGACGUUAAGAGUGGACAGGUCGUUUUUCAACCUUUUGAAGGUCAUACGUCGUACGUGAACGCUGUCGCGUUCUCGCCGGAUGGAAGACGUAUCGCCUCUGGCUCCUGGGAUCGAACGAUCAGAAUGUGGAAU
Molecule: messenger RNA, 939 nt
Organism: Fomitiporia mediterranea MF3/22
Lineage: Eukaryota; Fungi; Basidiomycota; Agaricomycetes; Hymenochaetales; Hymenochaetaceae
Product: WD40 repeat-like protein
Exons: 3
Molecular function (GO): protein binding
Source: RefSeq, a predicted model, not a curated record